Messenger RNA from Meira miltonrushii, 1023 nucleotides. RefSeq lists its product as uncharacterized. Gene Ontology annotation, molecular function: glutaminyl-peptide cyclotransferase activity; zinc ion binding. The record is from RefSeq and is a predicted model, not a curated record. The transcript is spliced from 2 exons. NCBI's taxonomy places the organism in Eukaryota, Fungi, Basidiomycota, Exobasidiomycetes, Exobasidiales, Brachybasidiaceae. The annotation marks the transcript as partial.
CGACUUAUGGAAAGGGAUUAUGCUCGGAUAGAAGCAUUGGAUCCUGUCAUACAAUUCCAAGACCCAAGUCCACAAAUCGAUUAUCGUACUUCAAAGUCUCUAUUAUCACAAAUACUGAUACCCAGACCGCCAGACACGAAAGAGAAUGCCAAAGUACGAGAAGCAUUACUUGCUCCAUUUCGCAAUAAACCCGGUUGGACGAUCGAAGAACAUAAAUUCCAAACCGAUACACCACAAGGAAAGAAAACGAUGACAAAUUUAAUCGUUACCUAUAACGUUGACGCACCGCGUAAAUUGGUCUUAGCAGCUCAUCAUGACAGUAAAGUAUCACCAAAAGGCUUUGUAGGUGCAACGGAUAGCGCAGUUCCAUGUGCGAUCAUUGUAGAUGUUGCAUUAGCAGUGGGACAUAUGUUGGAACAACAGACAAGCGGACAUGAAAGGGGAAGAGAGACAGGGUUACAACUCCUCUUCUUUGACGGAGAAGAGGCUUAUGUACAAUGGACGCACAAAGACAGCUUAUAUGGAAGUAGGGCCUUAGCCGAUGGAUGGACGAAAUCCUUCUUUAGUCCAAAGCUGGUCAAACGGAGAACUACGCCAGGUUAUGCGAAUAUGCGUUUGAUCGAUUCGAUUGAUCAAUUCAUUCUUUUGGACCUUUUGGGAACGCCAAAACCUCAUAUACCUCCUUAUUACACUUCCACCAGAUGGAUGUGGGAUGAACUUCGAGAUAUAGAAAGUCGUUUGGCCAAGACUGGUGCUUUGUAUCCAAAAGAUGAACGUAGAGCGAGUUUUUUUUCAGAAAUUCAUAUGGGUUUUGGAGGAAUUGAUGAUGAUCAUAGACCAUUUCUGCAGAAUGGAGUGCCAAUUUUGCAUUUGAUCGCGAGUCCUUUUCCGUCUGUUUGGCAUACGAUGGGAGAUGAUGCGUCUGCAUUGGAUUAUCCCACCAUUUAUGCUUGGACGAUGAUCAUGAGAGUUUUUGUGGCGGAAUAUUUUGGAGUGCAAGCGGGACAAAUCAAAUCAAAAAGA